Fusarium proliferatum ET1 is the source of this 633-nucleotide messenger RNA. RefSeq lists its product as uncharacterized. The coding region runs from base 1 to 633 and encodes 210 amino acids. Lineage: Eukaryota; Fungi; Ascomycota; Sordariomycetes; Hypocreales; Nectriaceae. The transcript has a single exon. The record is from RefSeq and is a predicted model, not a curated record.
AUGGAUUCUGCAAAGGCUACACGCACCAUUUCCAACCUCGCACGUCUCGUCGACCGUGACGAGGCGCUCAUCAACGACUGGGAUGAAACUCGAGCACCCCGUCGCCUGCUUCCUGAUGGAACCUAUGAUGAGACCCCACGCCUUAGCAAGGUAUAUGUCAAAGCCGACCCAAGAUAUGCUGCAGUCAGGAAGCAGCCUGUAAUCGGGCGAGCCUUUUCUCGCACCUUCAUUGGUAAAGUUCAACAAGCUGCUCAGUUCCCGGUUGCGAGAAACUUUAUGAUCUGUCAUUCGAUUCCACAGGACUGUGAGCUUGGGAAGCCCUGCAAACACUGGGGCAUCUUGGAUGAAGCGGAUUGGUACAACCAUCCUGAAUCCCUUUGUCUUCAGGUUGUUGCUGUACAAAGUGACUUCGUUGCUCGGGGUCAAAGCGGCUUUAGUCUGGUUCACAUGUUUGAUGACCAGGAGCCUGAGCAGCUCAAGAUAGCUACUACCCCUGCGUACAUCUUCCAAUGUUUGAAGCCGGACUUUAGUAUCCUUGAGGGAGUUGGGUACACGGUUGUUUGUUGGAAACUGGUUGAUUCUUCUCCUAAUGCGGAGAGCAAGUGGAUGGAUCAGUAUGGACGUUGCAUGUAA